Molecule: messenger RNA, 1803 nt
Organism: Musca domestica (house fly)
Lineage: Eukaryota; Metazoa; Arthropoda; Insecta; Diptera; Muscidae
Exons: 1
Coding region: 1-1803 (600 amino acids)
Source: RefSeq, a predicted model, not a curated record
AUGGAACUGAAAAUUCUUGCAUAUGUGUUAUGUGGCUGCCUAUCUUUGGCCACUUCAUGGGAUUUUCAAUAUUUGUAUGGAUUUUUGGAUUCCUAUAUAAAUCGGACAUCGGUAUCCGAAAUUGUGUGGUUUAUAAGUCAAGCAUUGGAGAGUGAACAACUGGAGGAGGUGGAUGGUUUCAUGAAAGGUCUUUCGCAGCGCAACUAUUUGACACAAUUUGUGUGGACCGAAUGGAUGGAUGUUCGCAUGGUGGAGAUCGGUUGCAAACGGGUGUCUACAGCAGUGGUGAUAACAACGGGACUGGAGGAUCCCAUUAUGAAGGUCCACAAUGAUUUACUCAUCGAAAGACAUUUUUAUAUUGGUCUAUUGCUCUUCACCCAAAAAGUCGGAGAUGUGAAAUCAAUUGAAAAAUUGGCCAGGAAUUUAAGCCAACGGAAUUUUGUCAAUACAUUUAUAUUUUUUGAUUCCAUUGGAGGUGUGGCGAAUCUGUUUGGUUUCCAACAAUUUCCAGAAUUUGAGUUGAAAAAUUACACCGACUAUAACUUAUGGUUUGCAAAGGAAUUCAAACAAUUGGCUUUGGCUGCCCUCGACACAGGAGGCUAUAAAUGGUAUACCCCCAUGGAACAGGAUAUUCCAGGAGUUUUUAGCUACCUGACAGCAAAUGGGGCCAGACAGAUUCAAGGUACCAGUUAUACCAUACUAAAGAGUUUCAUGGACUCCAUAAAUGGUCGUUUAGUGGAAUAUCCCAAAAACAAAUCCGCAAAUGAUGUUGUCAACAUGCAGAAUGUCAUGUCUUUGGUUCGCAGCCGGAAAAUCCACAUCUCUGCCCAUGCCUAUGCCUUAUUCCAAAAAGAUAAGCUACUGGAAAAAAGCUAUCCAUUGCUGGUGGUCAAAUGGUGUCUAAUGGUACCCCUAAGGAAUGAACUAUCCACCAAUUUGUAUGCCCUGCAGCCAUUCGAGUGCCAGGUAUGGCUCAUGGUGGUAUUGGUCUUAUUUUUGCUAUGCUCCAUGGAUUUCCUGAUGUGGCAUCUAGGACAGAAAUCUCUUCAUUUCCUGGAUUUGUGGUUAAACGACAUGUGUUUUUUACUUAACCUCAGUCCCACAUUUCCCCUCUCCAACCCAGGCUGUUGGCAACGUUUUCUUUAUAAUUUUUCGAUUUUUUUCUUUGGAUUUUUCAUAACUUCCCUCUACUGCUCCUAUCUGGGAUCCGCCUUGACUGUCAGUUUAUUUCGCGAGCAAAUCAACACCCUGGAGGACAUAAUACGCCUACAGCUGCCCAUCAUGAUAAUCGAUUAUGAAUUGGAAUUUUUGGAAUCUCAAGGUUUCCCAUUACAACCGGAGUUCCUGCAAUUGCUGCUGGUUGUCAACUCCUCGUUCUUCUAUGCCCAUCAGCUAUCGAUGAAUGUAAGUUUCGGGUAUUUUACCACCGAAGAUCGCUGGCAUUUUUUGCAAUACUCCCAAAAACACUUGAAGCAGAGGCACUUCAAAUUUUCCCAGAUAUGCUUCGGGUCGUACCAUUUGGCCUAUGUCAUGGAAAAGGAUUCACCGAUUUGGCGUAAUUUGGAAUAUUUCAUUUUUCGUAUUCAUUCAUCGGGUCUGUAUCAGGUUUAUGAGCAGAAGGCAUUGUAUCAUGCCGUCAAGUCGGGCCAGCUGAGGAUCAUCAGGGCAGCUGGUGAAUAUCAGGCUGUUGGUAUGGAUCAUUUGGUGGUAAUAUUUGCCUUGAUGUUGGGGAUAUAUGUUUUGGGAGGGUUGUGUUUAAUUUUGGAAAUUAUUUGUCACGCGAAGAGGAGAAGAAGGAAUUGA